AUGGUGCUGCUGCCACCCCCCUGCCCCAUGGCGGAGUUCGCGAUUCCGCGGCACAGCGCGGUCAUGGAGCGCCUCCGCCGCCGCAUCGAGCUGUGCCGGCGGCACCACAGCACCUGCGAGGCCCGUUACGAGGCCGUGUCGCCCGAGCGCCUGGAGUUGGAGCGGCAGCACACGUUCGCCCUGCACCAGCGCUGCCUACAGGCCAAGGCCAAGCGCGCCGGCAAGCAUCGGCAGCCCGCGCCGCCCGCCCCGGCACCGGCCGCCGCGCCGCCCGCUCCGGCCCCGGCCCCGGCGGCCGCCGUCGAGGGCUCGGAGAGCAGCGCCGCAGAGCAGAGCCGCUCCAGCAGCGCCCUCAUCGCGCAACUUCAUGAAUCGGUGAAGAGGAAUCGGGAUAGUGCUGGCUCCCCUCAGAAUGGAGAUCAACAGAAUGGCUAUGGAGAAAUGUUUUCUGUGCACAAGAAACCACGCCAUGAAGAUACUCUUGGGGUUAGCGUCUCUUCUAAUGGGAUGCCUCCAUUGUCCCCGAUGCAUCAGCUUGACAAGUCAUCUGGAGGAGAUGCCUUGCAGCCCAAUGGAAAACAUUCACUGGGACUAGAUGCCAUCAACAAAAAAUGUCUCCCAGAUCCUAACCUACAUUCUAAUGGCAGCAGUAAUGCAAAUGAUUCAUUUCAAAUAAGUUUGAAUAAAGAACUGAAACAAGAGCCCGUAGAUGACCUUCCUUGUAUGAUCUCUGGAACAGGCGGUUCUAUGUCUCAAAACAACUUAAUGCCUGACCUAAACCUUAAUGAGCAGGAGUGGAAGGAGCUCAUUGAUGAACUUAAUAGAUCAGUGCCUGAUGAAGACAUGAAGGAUCUAUUUAAUGAAGAUUUUGAGGAGAAAAAGGAUACGGAGACUUCAAGUUCAACUACACAAACCCCAUUGCCACAAGACAUCAAUAUUAAGACUGAAUUUUCGCCAGCAACCUUUGAGCAGGAACAGUUAGGAUCUCCACAAGUAAGAUCCACGUCUUCAGGGCAGACCUUUAUUGGGUCAUCGUCUGUAGCUGUGAGUACGGCCUCUCCAGUUAUAGGUGGCUCUCAGACUGGGUUCCAGGCUUCUGGUCAGCCAGGGGCUGAAAAUCCCAACCAGACCAUGAUGCAGGCAUCAAACCAGUCUCAGAAUGUACAGAGGCCUCUAGCCAACGUAUUAUUAUCUGGUCAGGGCUCUGGAGGGAGCAAAGAAAUGUCCUCCGCCCACCAGCUUCAACAGAUAGCUGCCAAGCAAAAGAGAGAUCAAAUGCUUCAAAACCAACAGCAAACUCAACAAGUUCACCAGCCUGGGCAGAUGACCAGCUGGCCACCGUCUGGUCCUUCUCAUAGUCCAUUAGCUGUCCCCUACUCUGUGGAGAACCCAACUAGCCCUUCUGUUUACCAGCAAGAUUUCAACAACCAGAAACUCAUGAUGUCUAGCAUGACCAAUAAGAGUUCUCCUAGAACUGGAGGUAAUUACCUCCCGCCUAGCCACGUAGGCCUGCUGACUCACCAGCCAAACACCUUGAACCAGAACUCUGUGGCUGGCCAAGCAGCUAUGCUUGAUUAUGGCAAUACCAAACCUCUUUCCCAUUACAAAGCUGAUUGUGGACAAGUAUCUGGCCAGAAUAAAGCACCCAUGUUAGCUUAUCUGCCACAGCAGCUGCCUCAUAUGAAUGAAGAGCAGAACACAUUGUAUAUGUUGAAGAAGCCUGGAAAUAUUCCCUACAGACCACUGGUUCCCCAUAGCCAGGACCAGAACCCGUCUAAUGUUCCUCGCGUCCCAGUAUCUGUGCCAGCAUCGAGUGUUGGCACCCAGCCACCAGCUGUAUCCCUGGCAAGCUCCCACGGCACGGCUGCCUAUCUCAGCACCCAACAACAGGCAGCGGCAAUGAAGCAGCACCAGCUGUUGCUCGACCAGCAGAAGCAGAGGGAACAGCAGCAGAAGCAGCUGCAGCAGCAGCAGCAGCAGCAUUUCCUGAUAGGGCAGAGACAGCAGCAGCUUCUGGCUGAGCAGGAGAAGCAGCGUCAGGAACAGCAGUUUCAAAGACACCUGACCCGGCCACCACCUCAGUACCAAGAGCAAAACCAGACUACGUACCAGCAGGUUGGACAAUUUACAGGGUCAUCAGCUGCCAUGGCUGGAGUGAGUAGCUUGGGUCCAUCCAACUCCGGUAGUCCCCGGAUGUUUCCUCAGAUUCAAAUUGGGCCUGGACAUGGUUCUGUUUCCUCCAUUCCUUCAAACCCAAGCCAGCAGGAACGAAGUGUGGCUCAGUAUACUGGUACACAGAGCCUUCAGAGAGGAAGCCUGUACAGUGUGGCACCUGGCAUGACUCAGAUGGUCCCCCAGCACACGCCUCAGGCCUCCAAUGGGCAUGCCCAUAUGCCACGGCAGCCCAGUGUUGGCCAAAGCAGCACAGUUUCUGCUAGCUAUGGUCAGAAUGCCCUGGGGAACGCGGGGCUUCCUCCACAGCACAGUAAAGGGGCCCUGAAUCCCACUUUAUCUAAGCCCUCGUUGCCCAGAGUGCCAGCUGCUGUGGGAGCCCAAAAUCCAUCAUGGCAGCACCAAGGCGUGCCCAGCAUGAACAGUCAGCCACAGGGGAGCAGCAGUGGGAGCCCUUUUCCUGCCACCUCCACUUUCCACAUGCAGCAGCCCCACCUGAAGAUGACCAGCCAGCAGUUCCCCCAGGGAGGGCCUCAGGUGAACCUCGGCACCAGCCGGCCAAUGACAUCCAUCAGCUCUGCUGUGUCAGGGCAGAUGAUGUCAUCCAUGAGCACACAGCAGCGGACGAGUGCACCUGCCCAGCAGCAGGUAGCCUCUCAGCAAGUCCUGCCCGGGAUGAGCUCGGCCGUCCCAGACCUGACUGCAUUCAGCCAAAAUCCAAACCAGCAGCUGGCAAAUCGAGCCAGUCUGCAUUGUGGUCAGGGCUACCAGGUGAGGACAGCAAAUCAGGAGCUCCCUUUUACCUAUAGCGCUCUGCCAGGCAACAGUGGCUUACAGAAUAUAACCGGUGACACAGAUCUGAUAGACUCCCUGCUGAAAAAUAGGACUUCAGAAGAGUGGAUCAAUGACCUGGAUGAGUUGUUAGGAACACAUUAACAUGGAGUUCAGGGCAGCCUGGUUUUCCUACGACCUACAUUUUAGUUCUUAACAUCAAGAACUAUUGGACCAAAAACCUGUGGCAUUGAGGAGCUUGGAAAAUAUAUUGGAAAUGGCCAGGAAAUGGACCCCUGUUGCUUCCCACUGAGCUGGAACGCCCUGUUCUGAUGGCACCUGCAGUCCGCAUCUCAUGGAGACACUGCAUGUGAGGCAGGGUUGCACACUGAGACAGGUGGGGCGCAUUGCAGUGGGCAUAUUCUGUUAGUGAUAUCAUAUGGUGGGUAGAGAAACAGAAGGCUUUUAAAUGUACAUUUAUAUUGAAAAGACCAAAAAUGUAGAAUCGGACUGGAGAAAAAAAUCAGUGCCAUUUUGUUGACUAAACCCAAUUUCCCCUCCAUUUUCCAUAUUUUUAGAUGCUUUAUUUGUUUUGUUUUGUUUUUAAUGGUUUUGUGGCCAGAUUUUAUGCAAUUUGUUUCAUAAAGAUGAUAAAACACAUUUUGUCAAAUGCUCGGUUAAGUCAGCUGUGAUAUUAGCAAAUCCGGAGACCUGUCAUUCUACCAUUAAUGGCAAACCUUUAUUUUUGUUUUUAAAAGGGAGUGGGAUGAGGUUGCAUGUAAGAGAAAACCAGCAUUUUACCUUAAUCCACCACCAUCCCCAAAUCCACCGCUUUUCUGGCUAAGAAUGGUGUGUUUGAGUACCUGAGGGUAGGCAGUUUCUGCUCUUUGUGGAGACGAAAAGGAAGGAUUAACAUCAACCUGUUGGUCGGUGGCUGUUGGACUUCCUUCAAGGCUGCCAGCUUCAGUAGUUAGAUGUUGUUGCCAAUAACUAACCACUCUUGAAGGACGUUGAGCCCGACUCUCACUUGUUUAAAGAGAGACUUUCUUUUGAGAGAGAGAAAAGGUUUUUUGUUUUGUUUUUGUUAUUGUUGCUGUUGUUUUUGAAGGCUUACCCCGCCCCAGUCCAUUGCCACCACCCUCCUAAAAAGGAGCUCCCGAAGCUCUGGGGUGGAUGCUGUGGUUAGGUCCAAAUCUUGUGACCGACUCUGGGACCCAGCCCGGAAGGGAGGGAGGCAGGAAACUCUUCACCUAGUGUAGUGAAAGCAAAGCAAAGCCCGAAUAACGGCUGUCUGUGCUAUGGAAGUUGAUUUUUGGUUUGUUUUUUUACUCUUCUCUUGUCUUCAAAAGUCUCCCUUUAAACACUUCUUGGCUGGAGUGACUGAGGACCUACCUGUCCCCAAGAAAAUCUAAAUUCCUUUGCAACAAAUGCUGCCUACAUAAGUUGCAUGAGCAUAGCAGAAAUCACUAAAGUGAUCUGUGAGGGUUUGGUUCAUUCGGGGUAAAAGAAACAGUGAUGGUAUUGGGUGUUUGGGAUUUCUGAGUUCUCAUGUGUUAGCAAAACCUCCCUCCUUUAAUCCCUUUGAAAAUGUUUUUAAUUGAACAUAUAAUCAUUUUAGAUUUCCCAAGACCUUUCAACUUUCACCCCCUAAAAGUAAAAAAUCUUUUGGAGAAGUAUUCAGAUUGGAAUAAAAACUCCUGGAAAUGCCCUGGCCCAACUACCCACCUUGGAAUAGAGGAGGGAUGCCUCCCAGAGAUGUGGGACUAGAGAAGAAUACAAAGAGAGGCUGGUUUGGGAGCUGUUGGGAGAGGUGGGGGAAGGAAUGGCACAGACGUGAUAAUACAAUUGUAUUUUAUUGCUGUAUCUACAGUUCCUUUUAUCAGACAACUUGCACUUUAAAAAAAAACCUGCUUUUUAACACUAAUAUUUUCUUUAACCCUUUCUAUAUAUGCAUAUGAAUUUUUCUUUUGAGUCCCACAAACAUGCAUCAGGUAGAUUUCUGUGACUUUAGGUCCUGUUUGACAGAUUUUUGGUUGUUGCCUGAUGGCACUAUACUUGUAAAAUGAAGGUGAACGCCCACCUCCCACCACAUCCAGCUGUUAGCAGCAGACUUUACCAAUCGCUCCGUGUGCCCAUAUUCGUUGGCUUAGAAAACAACAGUGGAGUGUUGGUUAUAAAAUAAGGAGCCAGGGAAGGUGGCAUUUAUAAAGGUCAUCCUAAGUUUAAGCCUAAUCUUUGUUUCUCUGGGCUCUCAGCAUUUUUUAUUUUUAACUCUAAUAGAUGUGGUUGAUGGUCACAUUCAGAGGAAAACUUUCAUAUAAAAACAUCUCCAUCACUUUCCAGGACAGGGUUUAGAAGAAAAGAUUGUAGCAUGUAAAUGUGGUGGAAAUGGUUUCACACCAGCAGUGCCUUUGUCAUUAGGGAUGCUUGGGACCUCAGAAAUUCAGCAAUAGCCAUGACCCUUCAUAGGGUAAUAUUCACCUUUUCCCUUUGAAAUGCCCUAAGUGGGGAAGGAGUUGGAAGGCACAGGUCCUUCCUGCUUUUCAGUUCCCCUUGAAUUCUUCAGAAAGUAUAUUUGGCGCUCAAAAUGCCAAAUCAGCCAGAGCAGCCAGGCAGCUGCCCCCCAGUUUGUUAUUUCCAUAAACUGAAAGGCUAGAUUAGCUGCUUUGGCCCCCUUACUACCAAAAAUAGAGCAGUCCAUGUCUGUGACUGUCACUCGCAUUGAGCGGUGCUGAACAGCUUGUGCCCUCUCUCCUUCCACCAAAGGGCCCCUGUCUGGGGGCGCGGUGCUGCUGUUCAGCCAGCUCUUUGCCCUCGGUUCUUAGACAUGUAGCUGUUUAAAUAUGCAGUCGGGCUUCCCGUUUGCUGCAGCUUUAUAGCAAUAAGAUGCAACUCCUGGGACCCCCAGGGAACUGCCCAUGGCUUUAUUUAUGAACUCUCGUCAGGAGCAGGUAGGAAGAGGUGACAUCCUUACCUGCCAGAAACCAAGACUCAAAUAAAACGGUGCUUAGACUUUUGUUAUACACAUUUCCUUUGUGUAAAUAAAUGUUUACAGUUUUAUAUUGAAGAUGGAAUAAGAGUUAGAUCUUUUGACUGUAUAUUUUUUACUUUUUAUAGAUUUUAAAACUGUAUAAUUCUUUAUAUAUGUGGGGGGAGGGAGGUGGGGAGUACGGUAAGUUUUAUGCCUGUAAAUGGAGAACAGUCGAAAUCAAUGCUAACCUUUUAUGCCCUGUUUUUGUAUAAAGAUCCUGUUAAUCCCCCGAUUCUUCCACUUCACUUAACUCUGGCACACACCAAAAAGAGAACCUUCACUUUCCUGUUUUAUCAUUAUAUGAAAUAAUAAAAGUAUUUUACUAGUAUGAAAA
Messenger RNA from Vombatus ursinus (common wombat), 6308 nucleotides. It is a transcript of the gene MAML1, whose product is annotated as mastermind like transcriptional coactivator 1. Gene Ontology annotation, molecular function: transcription coactivator activity. The record is from RefSeq and is a predicted model, not a curated record. Gene Ontology annotation, cellular component: nuclear speck; nucleoplasm. Lineage: Eukaryota; Metazoa; Chordata; Mammalia; Diprotodontia; Vombatidae. The coding region runs from base 1 to 3108 and encodes 1035 amino acids. The transcript is spliced from 5 exons. Gene Ontology annotation, biological process: positive regulation of transcription of Notch receptor target; Notch signaling pathway.